This is a messenger RNA of Echinostoma caproni, 987 nucleotides long. NCBI's taxonomy places the organism in Eukaryota, Metazoa, Platyhelminthes, Trematoda, Plagiorchiida, Echinostomatidae. The record is from the annotation of a GenBank genome assembly.
GCUUGUAUGUCAUGGAAGACAAUCCGCAACUCGAUCUGGUCCAAGAUCGCAUUGGUCGGCGGGGUAACGACAGUGGGAGUAAUAGGAUUCGCCACGCCGGUUUUCGCUUCGGAAAUGCAGGCACACGCACCAGCUCUGCCCUGGAGCCAUCACGGAGUGCUUUCGGCGUUCGACCAUCACUCUGUUCGCCGUGGUUACCAGGUGUAUAAAGAAGUGUGCGCAGCCUGCCACAGUAUGAAAUACCUGUGCUAUCGUCAUUUAGUCAAUGCAGUCCUCACCGAAGAUGAGGCGAAGGCAGAUGCGGCAGAGAUGCAAGUUUUGGACGGUCCGGAUGACAACGGAAAGAUGUAUGAACGACCCGGGCGUUUAACGGACACCCUGCCUUCUCCCUAUCCGAACACGGAAGCAGCUCGUGCAGCCAACAACGGUGCAGCUCCACCUGAUCUGACCUAUAUAGUGAAGGCGCGCCACGGGAAUGAGGAUUAUAUCUUCCACUUAAUUACAGGCUAUUGUGACGCUCCACCAGGACGUGUGGUAAAUGAGCCACAAUACUACAACCCGUAUUUCCCCGGUGGUGCUAUCAGUAUGGCUCGAGUGUUGUACGAUGACCUCAUCGAGUACAAGGAUGGAACCCCAGCCACAGCCAGUCAAAUGGCCAAAGACGUCGUGACAUUUCUGUCCUGGACCGCCGAUCGGAAUCACGAUCAACGAAAGCGAUUCCUGUUCAAGGUACGUGCUUCUGUUAACGAUUGUGUCAUACUCGUUAGUGCUGCUUCUACUCACUGGUUGUUGUACGCUACGUCUAAUAAGUCUAAUCGCUUAUUUGGAUACAAUAAUCACUGCCAUAUUUUUUAUUCAUGCACACAGGCACUUAUCGUACUUGGUCUGGGAGCCGUGAUUGUCGGGAUUUCUAAGAGGAAGCGUUGGAGCAACAUAAAAUCGCGCAAAUUGAUGUACAAAAACCGUCCGAUGCCAAAGGAUGUGUGA